AUGGUUGCUGAAGUUCUUUCCCUCAUUAUUAAGAGAGAUGCCUCUACGGAGCUUAUCUCUGGAUUCAGUCCAUCCCCUCAAGGCACUAUCAUUAAUUACCUUCAGUUUGCAGAUGAUCUUAUUAUCUUUACUGAUGAUAAUACUGAACAGAUCCCAAAUUUGAAGAACAUCUUAUUUGCUUUUGAGCUCAUUUCUGGCCUUAGAGUUAAUUUCAAGAAAAGUGGAGUGGUGCCUGUGGGAGAGACUCAAAAUGCUAGAGCUUGUGUUAAUUGUUCAUGUGUUAAAUUUCCUAUUAAUAACUUGGGUAUUCCUCUGGGCAGUAAAUCAAAUGCUACUUCUAUUUGGGAAGUUAUUCUGCAGAGAUUCCAGAAAAAAAAAAUUAAGUGGAUGGCAAAGAAAAUACAUUUCUAA
Molecule: messenger RNA, 411 nt
Organism: Papaver somniferum (opium poppy)
Lineage: Eukaryota; Viridiplantae; Streptophyta; Magnoliopsida; Ranunculales; Papaveraceae
Exons: 1
Coding region: 1-411 (136 amino acids)
Source: RefSeq, a predicted model, not a curated record